UUUAUUUGCUUCAAUUUGUAAUAUUACUGUACUAAUUUUCUUAUUAAUUAUCUAAAACAAAAAAAAAAUUAUGGAUGCCCUUUUUGCUAAAGGAAAAGAAUUUCUUAGUUCCAAAGAUAAAGAUGAUGACAAAGAAACUUCCAAUCGAACAAAACAUCAUGAUGACGUAGAUGAUUCCAAUGACCGCCCUGAGAGGAAGACUUCCGGCAAGUCUGGCGGUGGCGGCGGUCGAGGUGGUGGCAAGUCGGACGACGACAGUGAUGGCGAGAGGCCCGCUGGCGCUGGCCGUGGUGGCGGCAAGAUCGGGGGCGCCGGACGUGGUAGUGGUAAGACGGCGGCAGGCGGUGCUCCUAACCCAAAUGAGCACAAACAACCAACAACCUCUGAGCUAAUGGCUAGCGCGAAGUUGGUGGCUGCAGCUGCACAGUCUCAAUUAGGUGGCGGAGGCGAGGGCAAGCCAAAAGAAGAAUUGGACACCGGAAAGCUUGCCGGAGCCGCCGCUGACCUCCUUGCGGCCGCUACCCAUUACGGGAAACUAGGAGAUGAUGGAAUCGGUAAGUAUAUCGGCCAAGCUGAGGAUUAUCUCCAUGGCUACGAGCUUAAGAAUGUGAAACCCAACAAAGCUGGUGCUGGUGCUGGUGUUGGAUCCAAAAAAAGUACUUGUAGUAAUGCGGAGCGCAAGAACUCAUCGGAGUCCCGCCCACGGGGCAAUGCAAGAGAUGAUGAUGAGCGCGAAGAGCAUGCCAGGAAAGAGAAGAAGAUGCCAUCAAAGAAACAAUCCGGUGACAAUUACGGUCAUGAUCGUGAGGAAGGUACUAGAGAGAUGCCUAAGAAACAAGUUGGUGAUGAUCAUUCCGGAGAUGAGUAUGGCGAGCACACAAGGAAAGGUAAGGGAAUGCCUAGGAAACAAUCUGGUGAAAGUAAAGGAAUGCCCACGAAAAAAUCUGGGGGCCAUGGACAUGAUGAACAUUCAGAUGAAGAUGAUAGUCGCUCUGGAGAGGGGUAUGGCGAUUACAUCAAAAAAGCUCAAGGAAUGAUUAAGAAAAAAUCUGGAGAUGAUGAUAAUCCAGAGAAAGGUGAUGGUGAAUCUGGUGGAGGAUAUGGCGAUUAUAUAAAAAAAGCUCAAGGAUUUCUCAAGAAAAAGUCGGACAACGGUGAUGGAAGUCCAAGGGGUGAGGAUGGAGAUUCUGGAGGUGGGAUGGGUGGGGUCAUGAAAAUGGCUCAAGGUAUGUUCAAGAAAGAUUCUGACGACCGUGAUGGCGAUCGUAGCCCCACCAAACAUUCUAAUGAGAAAGAUGGGAACAAAACAGAUUAUCUUAAGAUGGCUGGAAGUUUUUUCAAGUAA
This is a messenger RNA of Solanum stenotomum, 1345 nucleotides long. RefSeq lists its product as uncharacterized. The record is from RefSeq and is a predicted model, not a curated record. NCBI's taxonomy places the organism in Eukaryota, Viridiplantae, Streptophyta, Magnoliopsida, Solanales, Solanaceae. The coding region runs from base 71 to 1345 and encodes 424 amino acids. The transcript is spliced from 3 exons. Gene Ontology annotation, biological process: response to heat; regulation of abscisic acid biosynthetic process.